AUGAGUUUGGAGGAGGAAGUGGCUAUGCCGGCUUCAAUUGCUUGGGUGCAUGAAGUAAGUAUGAAGAUGGAGGAAGAAUGUGCCAAUUUUUUCCUUUCAACAUGGGCUCAAAAGAAAGUUAAUGCAAGGUCUUUGCUUGAGACCAAAGAAGGGAAAUUUCCAAAUGUAGAAUGGCCUGUGUGCAGAAGUGGUAUCAUUAGCAGACUUUCUGAUUUCUUAAUGAAUGUAAAACAUAUAACACUCCAAGUGGAAGACAAACCCAAAUCACAUCCACACAGGUAA
Messenger RNA from Sphenostylis stenocarpa, 282 nucleotides. NCBI's taxonomy places the organism in Eukaryota, Viridiplantae, Streptophyta, Magnoliopsida, Fabales, Fabaceae. The record is from the annotation of a GenBank genome assembly.